Messenger RNA from Polyodon spathula (Mississippi paddlefish), 3543 nucleotides. Its product is annotated as male-specific lethal 1 homolog. Lineage: Eukaryota; Metazoa; Chordata; Actinopteri; Acipenseriformes; Polyodontidae. Bases 233 to 2062 code for a protein of 609 amino acids. The transcript is spliced from 10 exons. The record is from RefSeq and is a predicted model, not a curated record. Gene Ontology annotation, cellular component: MSL complex.
GCGCGUUUCUCUCGUUGCUUAGUGCGCAAGGCUGAGGAGACGCAAAAUGGAGGCUGUGUGGAGCUGUGUCUGAAACGGGGUUAUAAAGACAGGAUCGGGGGCUGCGAGCAGCGCCGAGUUUUUUGAAGAACGCAGAUCUUUCCCACGGACAUACCCGCGGACCCACCCAGGCUUGUGUGCAGAGCGGGUGGGGAGGAGGAGGAGGAGAGGGGAGUGGAAGGAGCUUCAAAUCAUGACUAUGAGAUCCACGGUGUUUAAACCGGGAAGCCUCAAGAUCGAGAGAGAUUUGAACCCGGAGAAGCUCGACUUUGAAAAGGCGCAAAGCGGGGGCUGUGCCGCUUCUCCAGCCGCCGCCGCCGCCGGUGUCAACAUCAAGCGAGAACCGGGCGAGCUGGUCCUGGAGCCCGGCCACGGUGGCGGCUUGCCCGUCGUGCUGGGCAACAUCCACAACAGCGCCAACCCGCACUACCAUAGUAAGAGCCGCAAGCUGAAGGAGAACAACGCCAAUAGCAAUAAAGCAGGCGGCCGGACCCUGAGCGGCGUUGCCGGGCUGAACAAAGCGCCAGGGGUGUGCUUGGGUCUCGGGCAGGAGGAGAACUGGAUGAGUUUGGGAGGGGUGAACAACAGCAAGCAGAUGGGAGGCGACGGCGCCCAGGCCAAGAACAGAAAUGUAUUCGUAACGGGACAGACCGAAAACAAUAUAAAGACUUCGACUGCGGGGUCCCCGCUUAACUCGACUGCUAACAUUAAUAGCAACCCGAGAGAGCUCGGCGGUACCGAGGCAACGGCGGGCGGAGCGGGGUGUUUGGAGCUGAACAUGGAGGGCAGGUGGAAAAACGCGAAGAAGAACCCGAACCACAGCCCGACCCAAGCGACCUGUCUGCGGCAGAUCCUGCUGCUGCAACUGGACCUGAUCGAGCAGCAGCAGCAACAGCUGCAGGCGAAAGACAAAGAGAUCGACGAGCUGAAAUCCGAGAAGGAAACGCUGCUGGCUCGUAUGGAGAGGAUGGAGAGGAGGAUGCAGUUGGUGAAGAAAGACAACAGCAAGGAGCGGCAGAAACUUUUCCAGCCUCUGGAGCUGGAGGGACUGGGGGUGGAGUCGGAGCACAGCGAGAGGGAGGAGCCUCAGGAGGGAGGGGCGGAGAACCCGCAGCUCCCCUCCCCAAAGCCCACGCCCUUCGGACGUGGGGGGCACAAGCGGAAGUUUGGUUUCUGGAAUUCAAAGACUCCGGUCAAGAAGCUGACUGCAGAGUUCACGAAAGCCAGGGGCAAGACCCCCAAGUUCUCCCUGCUGAAGGAGUCCGAGGCCGGGGGGUCCCCUUUCCAGUGGGAGCUGCGCAGCAAGGAGACCCCUGAGAAAGCGUGUGCAGCCGGGAGGGUGCAGGGAGACGCCCCCACAGCGCUCAAGGGGAGCCCCGUGAGCCCGCAGCCCCAGGAGGAGCCCCGCAGCUCGGGCACGGAGGCGGAGGAGCUGCCCUUCAUGUCCACCACAGAGAUGUACCUGUGCCGCUGGCAGCAGCCGCCCCCCUCCCCGCGGCGCAAGACCGCCAGCAAGAAAGAGGAGAGCGUAGCCAUCCCGUCCUGGAGAGAGCACUCUGUGGAGCCCUUGAAGGAGGUGGCUCCCCCUGAUUUCAUAGAGAAUUUGGAUGACGGCGUCUUUUUGAAGCGUCACGCGAAGCUGGAAUUGGAUGAAAAGAGGAGAAAAAGGUGGGAUAUCCAGCGCAUCAGGGAGCAGCGCAUGUUUCAACGGCUGCAGCAGCGCAUGUACAAGAAGAAAGGCAUCCAGGAGUCGGAGCCGGAGGUGUCCUCCUUCUACCCAGAGACUGACGACGUGGAGUCCCUGAUGAUCACCCCUUUCCUGCCUGUCGUAGCGUUCGGACGGCCCUUGCCGAAACUCACGCAACAAUGGUAUCCUGGGGCCGCAGAGGGGCUAAUGAGAGUUUCACAGAAACAGCAGUCUUCCAAAUGCAAGAAUUUCGAGCUUCCCUGGCUGGAUGAGCGAAGCCGCUGUCGGAUCGAGAUGCAGAAGAAGCAGACCCCGCACCGAACCUGCCGCAAGUGAGGAAGAGGCUUUCUUCAUCUCGUCCUCGUCCUCCUCACGCUGUUACACUGAGAGAGGGCUCGUCCUCCUCGCGCUGUUACACAGAGAGAGGGCUCGUCCUCCUCGCGCUGUUACACAGAGAGGGGCAAUUUAUAUAUACAAGAACAAAGCAGAGAACAUGGCCAGCCUCUUAAGAUGACAAACAGCACCACAUGUGACUUUAAUUUAAACUAUACAGAGAACGAGCAGCCGCUUAUAUAGCGGAUAUUUCUCGCUGUUCAGGAGAGAGUGAAGGAGCGUUGUGCCAGCCUCGCUGUCUCCUCCACUCUUGCGCUGAUAAAGCAGCCCGGAUUUCAUCUUAAUGUCUUCACGGGAGCGACAGAGAGACUGCAGAGAGCACUGGGGCGCCGGUUCGGGUCUGGCUUCGUUUUUCUUUGUUUUUUUUUUCCUGUGCUUUUUCAGUGGUGGUUUUAAAGGAUUUAAAAAAACAUAAAUACUGUAAAGCCAGUUUCUCUUCUUGUUAAGCAGAAAAACAUCUUGACUGGAAUAUGAAAAGGAAGAGGCGGCCAGCCCCUCUUUGUUUUUUAAUUUUUUUUUUUUUUUGAAGCACCAUCUAUGACCCUGCAUAUCAGAUUUAUUUUUGUUAGUGGAUUUUCAGGCUUGCUGUUUUGGGGUAUUUUGCUGUUCACCCUUCAAACGGAUCUGUUAAAAGUUGAUGUUUAAUAAUGCACGCAUGCACCCGAAAACAAAAACAGGGCACUUUGCAAAAAAAAAAAAAAACAGACUUUGCAGGACCCCCCCCCCCCCUUAAACAUCAAAAGUGAACCUUUUGAGCAUGCCGUGUCACUGCUGUUGCAGGAUAUAUGAAGCUGUCGGUGUGUGGCUUUCUCUCUGCUCCUCACCGCUGCGAAUCUUCUCAAGUUCACUCCACUGUCUCGAGGGUGGACCGCCUCCUCGGGUAACGGCAUGUGCGGCCCCUCCAACCCGCAGUAUUGUCAGGAUUACCUGUGUCACUGCGGUAAUAGACGCAGUCGCUAUUGAGGAAAAUGAAGCUGAGGGGUGGGGGAGCUAUUUGCUACCGUUUUACCUGCAGUCAAGGUAAAUUCCGAAGUUUGGAAUAACUUUGGAAUCCGUUUUCUUGGUCCUGGCUGCCCUGUAGGGUAAGUCCUGCAGCACGUACACGCUUCACAGCCGGUCCGGAGGCAUGGUUCUGUUUGACGCACGUGUACACUAGCUGUGUGCAUUUGUUUUGACGCAUUGAUUUUAAUGUAAAUGUCGCUGUCCUGGUGCCGGUCUCGCCAUCCUCUCUUUACCACGAUGGAGAGAAAACAAACUGGAGACUGGAGAGGAGGGGGGUGGGUGUAAAUUUGAUCACUUCUGUAAAUAGCUUUGAGAAAAACAUCGCUGUAAAUAUAUAGACAACACCUGUCUCAUUGUUUUGUUUUUUUUUUGUUAUUAUUUAAAAGUUCGAAUUCUUAAAAAAAAUCUUGAGUGUUAACGUU